Messenger RNA from Podarcis muralis (Common wall lizard), 4446 nucleotides. RefSeq names its product coiled-coil domain-containing protein 27-like. Lineage: Eukaryota; Metazoa; Chordata; Lepidosauria; Squamata; Lacertidae. The record is from RefSeq and is a predicted model, not a curated record.
UCCGCGUUGCUAAGCAACCGCAUUAGGCCGCGCAGGCAGGGAACCAGCCAGCGCGCUCCUUAGCCGGGCUCCGGCUCGCGCGGCCGGAGAGCCGGGGGAGGGCGCGGCCCGUGGCCCCUUGGCAGACGGAUCGACAAAAACAUUUGAUUGGUUCAUCUAGCCACUAAACCUUGCGGCCCUGAAAUAGAUUGCUUUAUGCCACGUUCCUAACUGCAUUUACUCAAAGGGCUCUUUACCCCUUUGUUGCAACGGGAGCAACUGAGCCGCUGCCCUCAUGGAGAAACGUGACACCUUGAUGAGGAAGAGCUUCACAGUGCUGCAGGAAAUGAGCAACCGGAAGCAGCGGCAGCAGUCGCAGCAGAACAAUCCGGUGUGGACUCCUCCAUCCAGCAGCAAAACCAUCUCCAGCAAAGCAGGCCAAGCAGUGAGGGAGUACUAUGAGAAGCAGGCUAAGGAACAGCUGGCGAGCCCUACAAGGUCUCCCUACACGCCCGAGGAGGAGCUGUGGAAAUCCUUCCGCAUGCGCCCUGGGUGCCCCAGGUACAGCCACAGAGCUACUUCAACAUCUGACCUUGAUUGUCCGGCCUCAUCUACUCAGAGCAUGUCUGGGUUGCCUAAGUUGAAAAGUUUCACCGAGGGCUUCACAGGCAGCGUCUACCUGAAAAGCCAAACCCGCAAAGGAAGCAGAAUCCCAUGGUUCGUCAGUCUGCUGCAGGAAAAGGAUACAACUUUGAAAAAGAUGGAAGCGGAACUCGUCCGCCUUGCCAACUGCGAAGCAGAGAGCGUCCGGAAGGAUGACGUGAUCUCAGUCCUCCGGGAGGAGCUGGAAGUGAUGCAGAUGCAGCUGGACCAGGCCCAGCAGGGGGGUGAGCUCACCCCAGUGGAGAGACCCGCCCAGAAGGAACCGGAAGAAAAACUUACGGUGCAAGUGAGUGACCCAAACCUGCGCAGGCGAGGUGUCUCUCUGCCGGUCCUUAUGAAGCAGAAGAGCAUCCCGGAAGAAUUUCGGCAGGAAUUGGAGCGGUUGAAAUUGGAGCUGGCCCAGACAGAUAAACAGGUGGACUCCAAGAUGGCUCUCCUUAGCAAGACGCUGCUGAAGGAACAGAAUGAACUGGAGCAGCUGGAGAAAGAGUACUCUGAAAUACAGGAAAAGGUACGCUUGGAGGGCGAGGAAGAGAUGCGUGUGGAAAGUGGGUCUUACGAAGAAGUGCAUAUGGAAGAAUCGGAAGAGGAGCUCCUUUUUAUCAAGCUUUUCAAGUUCCAGAGGAUGAACGACGAGCUGUACGACGAGCUGGAGAAAGUGAAAUGCAAUUAUGACAUGGCCACAGGCGCGAUAUCUUCCUUGCAAAGGCAGCUAUCCUUUGAGGCAUCCCAGCUCAGGAAAGCUCACGCAGAGCGAGAAUCAUUGCAGAAGGAGCUGAGGGAGCGGGGAGCUCAGCUGGAAGCCAUGUCUAAUAAAUUUAGCAACUUGAGAGAGGAGAGGAAGCACGAAGAAAUGAUGGGCUCCAUCGAGAGAGAGAAUUACAAUCUCAGGCAGGACCUUGCUGAUCUGGAAUCCAAACUAACUGACAAGAGCCAGAUGACUGAUGACUUGCAGAGCAACGUCAACCGGCUCCAGGCCGAGCUGUUACUGAAUCAGCACCAUGUUGGGAACCAGCUGAGCCAGGAGAACGAUCUGCAGAGGCAGCUGGAGAUCUUGCAGCGGGCAGAGCUGCAAACCAGAGUCACUCUGGAGAGCAUCAGUGCCAGGUUUGAAAGGUUUCGGAGCAGAAUCAUCCAGGCAACUUACAGCACCCCUGGCAUCAAGUCUCCCCAGGCCGAAAUCACAGACGAUGAAGUUUUAGAGUCCUUACAGGUAAAAGUAACCAUGUGGAAGUCAGAUUGUCACUGUGGCUGCAAUGCAGAAGCGGGAUGGGGGAAUGGAAUAGCUGCCUCCAUUUCUAACAGAAAGCUCCUCUGUGGAUCUGUCUUCCAGAAAAUAAUAACAGACCGUCUAGACUUUUACCAGUUGCUGAAACAGAAAGGGGUGAAAGUCCCAGCUCUGGGCGCCUCCGAACCGCUCCCUCCAAUCACUACCUCUAAGAAAAAGAGUUCCAGCAGAUAGAGAUUUGAAAGCUAAAGUCUCUCCUCUUCACAUUCUUUCCUAUCCAUUAAUUUCAGUGAGUCUGCUAUUGAGUAGGACUAAUGUUGGGUCCCACCCUUGACAUUGAUGGAAUAAAUAUCAAUAGGAGGCCAGGUCAUUAUCUGUGUUCAGUAAGGCACAAAUAAAUGCACAUUUCCUCUAUUCCGUGACAAGAAACACACAUUUCAGCCUUCCGGACUCUUAAUUGGUGCCCAGAUCCAAACAUCAACAAAAACCACUGCCACCCCACUUGGGAACCCUCAUGCAAAGUUUGGUGGCAAUAUCUCAGGAGGCGGUAUGAACUCAUGCCCAAAAAUGGGUGAAGUCACACCCAAAAUGUUUCAGUACGCUAUGGUAAUUCCAAAUGGCUCCUGGAGUUCAAACAUCAAUGCAUGCCUCAUCUUAGAAACCUUCAUCCCAAGGUUGGCAAUGGUAUCUCGAGAGGUGGCCAAACCUAUCCCAGAAAACAGGAAAAGUCACGCCAAAGUGAUGUUUCGUUCUGCCACCUUGAAUCAAAAUGGCGCACAGCAUCCAAGCAUUAAUGUAGACAGCUGUCCCCACCUCUGAACAAACUACAUUUCCUUUGUUGUUUUGAAAAUAAAGUAUAUUAAAUAAUAAAAUUAUUAAUAAAGUUCAAUAAAUAUCUUUUUAAAAAAACUGCAUUUCCCUGGAUUCUUGGGGAGAGAAACUGUGAUUGUUUUAAAUGAUAUAAUACUGCUUUAAACGUUUAGCACAGCUGGGACUUAGGAAAUGAGUGAUGUUUUAAUUUCUCCUGGGAUUUGGGGGCAGAUACAAAUUUGGUGUGCCUGGGUAUGGCCUAGAAAGAGUCCCAAGGGGCAUACAGAGAGGCCUGGGGAAGGAGGGGCGCUGUGUCUUGGGUCUGAGAUUACCCAUCCCUGGAAUAGAUCCAGUUAGCCGGAAGUCUUCCUGCACCUGUUUUAGGGUCCACGAUCAGCUCAAGCCUGCCUGGAGCCUCCCCUUUGCCCCACAUGAACAGGGUGCCCUGCUAAGCGGAUCACUUGCACAUCACCCAAAAGGAGGAAAGGGAUGUGCCAGGAAAGGGAGGGCACAGAUUUGCAUAUACUUUUCAUAGGCUAAUUUAUAUGAAUAGACGAUAGACCAGGGCUAAAUGAAGUGGCCCCGAGGCCUGAAAAGGUUCUGGUGCACACACACACACGCAAUUGGAGUUCAAGAUAUCAACAACAUUAAACUGUGAAAUGAAAUUUUAAAAUAAAUAAAGCAUGGAUUUAUUGCAACGCACGGCAGGAUCUGAUUUCCUUGCGUUAUUUUGAUCUGCGUCAGUAGGAUCGCUAACGAUCUCCCGCUGUCGUGGGAGCUGCCUCCAUUAAGGCAGACCGGAACCAGGAGCCUGUCCCGCAGGAUCUCCUAGAACAUUGCUUGAAAACUGCCGCUCUGCAGGACGGAACGAGGAACUCUGGCCCACAAUCGGAAGCCCCCUGGAAUCCCGGAAGCAGAACCUUCGAGAUAUUUUGAACUGAAACGGACCUUCUCUGUUCCUGGACGCUGGGCAUGGUGCCUCCUGCCUGCAGAUCCCAGAGACAUAACAAUACCUGCCUGCAGACCCACAGACAUGCCGCCAACACCGUCCUAAUCGUGCCCGCAGCCAGCAAGAUGCGAGCUAACCACAAAGGAGGGGUUUAACUGAAAAUGCUAGUGAGCCGCCUGGCUUCUCUGCUCUGCCUCAUCACCACACAGGUCCUAAGCAAGAUCCAUGGUAAGACCCUUACGAGAAGGGCGAAACCUAGAACCCCUUCUGUGACUGCCUUUAUAAAAAAAAAAUGGUUCUUAGAUUUCAUAGAAUCAAAGAAUUGGAAGGAUCACUUAACCCAAUCACCUGCAAUGCAGGAAGCACAACUAACAUUUCUUGCCUGCCCGUAAGGUCACAGGACUGCAUUAUUGCAAUGUCAAAGUAAAAUAUUAAAAUCUGUUAAAAGCAAUGCAUGAUCGAGGGUGGGUCCCAAAAGUGUGUAUCUCAGGUGUUCAGCGUCCUGAUGAAAUCACCAGGAGACUUCAAAUCAGCUAGCGCAGGAAUGUCCAGCUUUUGUGUUAGUUUCUUCUCUUCAUUUAGGGAUAAUUUGUGCCUGUUAGAACAGGGGGAGCAACAUUUUGGGGGCUGAGAGCUAUAUUCCCUUGUGGAUAUUCAACCCCCUCUCUCUUCUGCACCCAUCCAUUCAUUCUGUCUCUCCUACACACACAAACUCAAGAGUGCUGAGGCUUUUCACCCCAAGGGCUGCAUUCACUUCUGGGUUGUUGUAAACAAAAAUGGCCCUUUUCCCUUGUGGGGUAUCCAAGAGCCCAUAUAG